AUGCUGCUAAUAUGCAUACCCUCCGGAAUUUUGACGGGGAGAUCCGAGGGUGACGAUGGGGGUGAGGACGGAGAUAUGCGGGUUGAAAACCCCGUCCUCACCGCGUCGAACUCCCAUCGAAUCCUCGUCGUCAUCCCCGAAUCACCGUCUAUCUCCCCAGAAUUUCGACGGGGGGAUCCGUGGAUUUGGCUGGUAGGGAACUAUCUUCAACAAAUGUUGUCAGAGAAAGAUCGCAAUGCCAUGUCGUUAUUUGAGAGACUCCCCGACGGAAAUGAAAUGUAUCUUACAAAGGGCAACAGAAACUUCGAUUCACUUCACCAUCCUGAUUAUAUUCAUCCAGACGCAACCUUCUUUUCACAGCAGUACAUUUCAGUAAGUUCUAAGAAAAUAUGGUUCCGUACUACUAGGAGGAGCUUGCUGGAAAUAACGGGGCGCAUUUUGUGGACAGCACGCAGUUGGGAAAUUCGUAUCGUUACCAAUGUUUUUGGAAAUGGCAACGACGUAGUCGGUCGCCUGAAUACCUUCAAGCCUUCAGAAACGUGA
Messenger RNA from Dibothriocephalus latus, 543 nucleotides. NCBI's taxonomy places the organism in Eukaryota, Metazoa, Platyhelminthes, Cestoda, Diphyllobothriidea, Diphyllobothriidae. The record is from the annotation of a GenBank genome assembly.